AGCCCCGGCGUUUAUAUAUGGGGCGUGUUCCCCAGCCGCCAAGUUCCCGCAGCAGGGAGAGAGAAAGCAAGCGAGCAUAGGGUGGUGGGGUUUGUGCUUCCCCAUCUCUUGCUGCGGAAAAAAAAAGAAAGGAAAAAACCCCUUUUGAAAUUAAAAAAAUAAAAGACUUGAUUUCCCACCUCCAGCCACCAGCCCCCUUACCUUAUCCAGUCGUGGCUCGUCCAAAGCUGCCGAGGAGAGUGGGAUCUUUCGGUCCUUGCUGCAUUUCCGACCAUUACAGGAUCUAGACAUGUCUGCGACGCUGUUAUCUGCCUUCUACGACAUCGACUUGUUUUGCAAGACCGAGAAGUCCCUGAGCACCAUGCUGGACAAGAAGGCGGUGGGCAGCCCCGUGGGGAACUCGCCCGGCUCCGGCUUCGCGCCGAGCUUCCUGAGGCGGCACUCGGCGAGCAACCUCCAGGCCUUGGCCAACGGAGGAGGCCCCAAGUUCCCCCCCAGCGGGUCCUCCUCGUCGUCGUCGUCCUCUUCCUCCUCCUCGCCGUCUUCCUUCGGGAGCCUCAAGGAGACUGGCGGCGGCGGAGGAGGAGGGAAUAUCAGCCCCACUCAUCACCACCACCAGCCUGCUUCUGCUGCUGCUUCUGCCGCCGCCGCCACCACCGCCUUGCUCAACAAGGAGAACAAGUUCCGAGACCGGUCCUUCAGCGAGAAUGGCGAGCGGAGCCAACACCUCAUGCAGCAGCUGCAACAAGCGGCCUCCACCAAGGGAGGCAACGGGAAUAACAACAAUAAUGGGAGUAAUGGCGGCGGCGUCGGAGGGGGAGGAGGAGGCGGCGGAGGCGCGCCCAUCAACUCGACGCGCUACAAGACGGAGCUGUGCCGCCCCUUCGAGGAGAGCGGGGCCUGCAAGUACGGCGAGAAGUGCCAGUUCGCCCACGGCUUCCACGAGCUGCGCAGCCUCACGCGGCACCCCAAGUACAAGACGGAGCUCUGCCGCACUUUCCACACCAUCGGCUUCUGCCCUUACGGCCCGCGCUGCCACUUCAUCCACAACGCAGACGAGCGCCGCCCCGCGCCGCCUAGCGGGAGCGCGCCUCCUCAGCAGCAACAACAGGCCCAGCCGCCGCCUCUUCACAGUAAUGGCCUCCCGCAGGCCCAACCGCCGCCGCCUCUUCCUCAUCGCCACCACGCCGGCAGCACAGGCGACCUCCGCGCAUUCGGCCCGCCAUCCACAUCCUCCUCCAUCCGGGACCUUCCUCUCUCAGGGUUCGGGGUGCUGCACUCCCGGGAGAGGCCCAAACUGCACCACAGCCUCAGCUUCUCCGGCUUCUCUGCUCAUCACCAUGGCAACCACGUCAUCACAGCGGGAGGCCUAGAAGUGGCUGCUGCUGCAGCCGCCGCGGCCUUGCUUUUGGAGGGAGGCCCAGGAGGAGGGUCGCGCACGCCGCCACCGCCACCCUCCUCCUACCAAUGCGAUUCCCCACCGUCGUGUGCCAACAACGCCUUUGCCUUCUCCGCGGGGCAAGAGCUGGGCAGCCUCAUCGCGCCUCUGGCCUUGCCUCCUCCUCAACAGGGCUGCUUCGCCGCUUUCUAUCGCUGCCACCAACAACAAGGAGGAGGAGGAGGAGGAGCGGGUACCUGUUGUCCUGCUCCCCCCCCACCCCCUCCUGCUCCACCUGCCUCGCCGCCCUUCAGCUUCCAGCCCCUGCGCCGCCUCUCUGAGUCGCCCGUCUUCGAUACCGCCCCGCCGCCACCGCCCAGCCCGCCUGAGGACUCCCUCUCCGACCGCGAGAGCUACCUGAGCGGCUCACUCAGCUCUGGCUCCCUGAGUGGCUCCGAGUCGCCAGGCCCCGACUCCGGGAGGCGACUCCCCAUCUUCAGCCGCCUCUCUGUCUCUGACGACUGAGCUCAUUUCCCCUCAGAGCAGGCCUAGAAUAACUUGGGCCGUCCAGGUGUUUUGGACUUCAACUUUUAAGGCAGGCUUGGGCCCUCCGGAUGUUUUGGACACUUAAGCGGCUGAGGGGGGAAAGGAAAGGGCCCGAGGCAGUUAGGAAUGCUGGGAGUUGAAGUCCAAAACAUCUGGAGGGCCCAAAUUGGUCCAGACCUGCCUUAGAGUGACUCCUUUUCUCCCUUUUUUUCCUCAGUUGGGGGGCAGGCUUCCCAUCUCUCCCCUUUUUCUUUCCUUGACAGACUCCUCAGUUGAGGGGCCAUCUUGACCAUUCUUUGUCCUCUUUUCUUGGCCUGGCCCUGUAGUUGGGGGAGUCAGCCUCUCUCUCCCAUUCUCUUCCUUUUGGGUGAAAAUUUUCCUCAGUUGGGGGAUAGCCUCCCCCCCUCUCCCUCCCUCCCUCCCCUUUCCUUGGGAUGAUUCUUCAUUGGAAGCAUCCUCCAUUCUUCUCCCCUUCAUCUUUCUUUGGGGCGACAACGAGGCUCUCCUCCCUCCCCACCACCUCCAUUUCUCCUCCUCCUCCCCCAAAGCAGAGAGUGCUACCACCUCCAGAAAACUCAACUAGCCAAACUCGCACAGACCCCUUUUGAUUUUUCUUCUUGGUUUUUAAUACCUUAUUUUCCCCCAAUGUAUUCCUUUGAUUGCUGAGGAAAUUCAGAGAGAAGAAAGCAAAAGAAAUACGUUUUUUCCCCUUAAGAAAUGAACAAAAUUUCAUAAAGGCAAGAGAAUAUAGUCAUCAAGAGAACAAUUUCUUUUUAAUACUUUUAUUUUUCCCAAUGUAUGCCUUUGAAAAUCCUUUGAUUGCUGAGCAAAUUCAGAGAGAAAGCGAAAAAUGGUUUUUUUUCUAAGAUGAACAAAAUUUCAUAAAGGCAAGAAAAUAUGGUCAUCAAGAGAACAAUCUCUUUUGUUUUUCAAACUACAAAGACUAUUGGGAAAGGAGGAUUUCCUUUCUUUUUUUUCUCCCCGUUCCUUUUUUUUUAGACUAGUUUAACUGUGCACCAUCACCAGCAGCCAUUCCAUCUUUCAAAUGUGUGUGUUUAUGUGGGGAGGGGAGGAGACGAAGGGUAAAAUGAGCAUCAGCAAACAAAUCUACCCAAUCCUACUCCCCCCAGGAAUCAACAAUCAAUCUGGAGGCCCAUGAACUCUGCAUUCCAGGCCCCUCCAGGUCUAUAGAAAACAAAACCAGAAUGAGUCAGGAGUGUGGGGGUAUUUUUUUUGCCUUUCAAUCAAAUUUAAAGUAAAUGUACUUAAAUGUAUAAGCUUUUAAAAGAAAAAUCCAACAUCCUGCCAAGAAUAUGCCUUGAUAACACUCUAGUUUUUUUAUAUAUAUCUAUAUAUAUAUAUAUUAUAACAUGCUAAAACUUCCAUUCCAAAGUUUAAUAUUGGUUCCAUUGCCACCACUUAGUGGAUGUUUGGCUUAGAACAAUUUUUGUUGCUUUAUUUGGAAGCAUUCAACUGAAUUUAGUUUGUAAUUGUUGGCGAAUAACUGCUGAUUUUUUAAUUUUUUUUAGCUGAGUUGAUUGCGCAAGUCACUGCACAACUCAAUAUGAAACUAUUUAACUUAUUUAUUAUCUUGUGAAAAGUAUACAUUGGUAAUUUGUUCAUACUGUAUUUAUCGGGUAUGAUGAAAAGCAAUAGAUAUAUAUUCUUUUAUUAUGUUUAAAUUAUGAUUGCCAUUAUUAAUCGGCAAAAUGUGGAGUGUGUUCUUUUCACAGUAAUAUAUGCCUUUUUGUAACUUCACUUGGUUAUUUUAUUGUAAAUGAGUAAAAUUCUUAAUUUAAGAGAUUGUAUGUAAUAUUUAUUUCAUGGAUUUCUUUCCUUGUUUACGUAAAUUGAAAGAUUGCAUUUGCUUUUUUAUAGAAAUCUGACUCAAUGCUGUGGAAGUAGUUUGAGAAAUUUCAAUGGGUUUUUUUAGAAUGUACAAUGGUUGUAACCCGUCCAAGCUGAAACCUACUUUGCAAUCAGAAUUUAAAGUGGCAGACCUAAUUCAGACUUUUAAAAAAAUAACCAAAAAAGUAUUCGUGUUGCCUAACUUUCACCAAUCACACUGUGAUAGUCUCAAAAGUAUGUAGCAAUAAAAAGGGGUGGGGUCCCAGUAUUAUAUCUCAUAGUGCCUUCAUAAGGGUCCAUGCUUGCCUUAAAACUUCCUCAACCAAAUAAGUAUUUUUCUUAAUGCUUGAGAAUUUGAAUGUAGGGCUGGGUUUUUAGCUACAAGAAAUUGUACCACUCAUCUUUUUAUAAAAGGAGGCCACCUUUUAGAUUUGAUCCUUUUUUUUUUGCAUACAUGAUCAUUUCUUUACGAAGAGUUCCAAAACAUGAAACUUUCCUUGUUUAGAAAGUCAAGUUACCCAAAAUUCCUUGAAAGGUGGAUGAAUGAGCAGUACUUUUAAAAAAAAUGUACAUAGAUACACGUUCAGCACUAUGUACUCUUUGGACUACUUUAACAGAAGUAUGUUUUGAAUGUAUCUAGAAGAUAAGUCAACUUGAGUUGUAAUAUAUUUUGGAGAGUCAGUUCACUACAUAUUUGGAGUGUGAGACUGUAAACUUUGUACUGUAAAUGUUUUGUAGUUCUCCCAAUAAAACUUUUGAGGAAAAAAUCCCAAGCUAUUAAA
This is a messenger RNA of Anolis carolinensis (green anole), 4554 nucleotides long. It is a transcript of the gene zfp36l2, whose product is annotated as ZFP36 ring finger protein like 2. NCBI's taxonomy places the organism in Eukaryota, Metazoa, Chordata, Lepidosauria, Squamata, Anolidae. Bases 290 to 1903 code for a protein of 537 amino acids. The record is from RefSeq and is a predicted model, not a curated record. The transcript has 2 exons. Gene Ontology annotation, molecular function: metal ion binding; mRNA binding.